Molecule: messenger RNA, 2495 nt
Organism: Oryzias latipes (Japanese medaka)
Lineage: Eukaryota; Metazoa; Chordata; Actinopteri; Beloniformes; Adrianichthyidae
Product: receptor-interacting serine/threonine-protein kinase 3
Biological process (GO): protein phosphorylation
Molecular function (GO): ATP binding; JUN kinase kinase kinase activity
Source: RefSeq, a predicted model, not a curated record
CCGCCCCUCAACUGCAGCUUGCAAACUUCUCUCGGUAUCAUUUCUGAAAGCUCUGAUUUGAACCACAUCAACAACUUCCACACACUCCAAGAGUAAACUCGGUUUUAUCACUUAUCAGAAAAAAAGAUGGCAGAUAAACUGGAGCCUAAAAGGUUUGAAGAUGACUCUUUGUCGGAAUGGACUUCGAUUGGCCAAGGUGGCUUUGGCAACGUGUACAAGGCCAGGCAUCAGAAAAUGGGACACUAUGUGGCAAUUAAGCUCCUUAAUGAUGUCAGCGUGGAGAAGUCACUGUUGCAGGAGGCUAAAUUUCAAAAGGUGUUCUCCUGUCAAAAUGUCCUGAGGAUUUAUGGCAUGUAUGAGGGAACCCCACCAACUGAACAAAUCAGGCAAAAAGGAAUGGUCAUGGAGUUCAUGAAAAGAGGAUCUAUAAAGACUCUUUGCGGAAAGUUGUCAGGUCCUCCACCGUUUGCACUAACCUGCCGUUUGAUCCAGGAAGUGGCUUUAGGAAUGAAUUUCCUUCACUCCGAGGGUUUCCUGCACCGAGAUUUAAAACCAGAGAAUGUAAUGCUGUCUGAUGAACUUCAUGCAAAGCUGGCAGAUUUUGGUCUGUGUGCUGUGUCAAUCACCUAUAGCCCCAACAAUCAAGAAGAAACAGAGAAUGCAGGCACACUGAAGUACAUGCCACCUGAAGCUUUUGAUAAUUUAAACUACAAACCUGCUCGUUCUUUCGAUGUGUAUAGCUUCGGUAUAUUUCUCUGGGCCAUUCUUUCUGGAGAAGAACCUUAUCCAGGUGCUGGUUCAGUUCAAGUGCGAAAAUGUGUCAAAAAAGGUCAGAGACCCACUCUUGAGGACUUAAAGAAGGAUACAGCAGGAAUGAAAGAUCUCCUCGAUCUAAUGCAGAAGUGCUGGGAAGGUGAUCCAUCAAAAAGGCCAACGUUUAAAGACAUAAUUUCCCCGACUGAGAACGUGUACUUGAAGCAUGAACACAAAAUACAUGACGAGGUCUACAUGGUUUUAAAGAAGCUGGACGGCAUCACCUGUGAGCCUCCGAAACAUUCAAAUGAUACUGUAGAUCACCCUGCACCUCCAUCACAGCGUGAUCUGACAGAUGAUGCAAAAGCCAACUUUGUUGACAGCAAGAUGACAGAUUUACUACAAAAAACCACCAAGAUAAUGUUAAUCGUCAAAGAGCUUGGAGACAUGGUCCACAGAGAGGCCUACGCAGAAAUUGAAGAACAAAACACAAGCUACAAGAAGAUGAUCGAGUUCUGGGAUGGACCCCUACAUUCAGGAGGAACACCGGUCAAAGCAGCGUUUUAUGACACCCUUAAAAAGCAUGAGCCAGAGCUGCUGAUGAACCUUUGCUCUUCUUAAGCACAUGUGUAUUUGUUAUUUAAAAGUUCUUCAAAGUUUUCACAAUAUUCCUUUUUCCCCCCUCAGAUGGUUUAAUCCACUAAGGCUGCGAAUGUUCUGGAUUUUAUAGAAACAUUGUCACAGUUUUCAAACCUCCUCAAAAUUCUUUCAAUAAAACAUGAAAUAAAAAAUUGUCAAAUACCUAUUAACUUACAACAAUGUAUAGAAAGGUGUUUCAUUUACUGUAAAAAUAAUACACAUGAAAAGUAUUGAGUUUACUAUACUUUUUACUCUGUAACUGUAACAAGCUGUUACAAAGUCUUACAAUCUAGACUUCCAGAAUAUUUUAUGAGACAGAUAUGGUAACCAGUAAUUCAGAAAAAAUCACUGCUGUAUCAUGAAAAUGUAUGCUUUUAUGUUGAAUCAUUUGUUAUUUAGUGGGGAUCUGCCUUUGUUUAAAUUAUUUUAAAUUAAAAUAAGACUGUGUGUCUGUUUGUUUUUUAAACAGACUUGGUUGGUGUGAUUGCAGUCUUUCUGGUUUGAGGGUGUGUUGUCAUGUUUUUCUUGUCUGUUACUGUUAAAAGUGUGAUUUCCAUCUGAUUGUAUUCACUAGAAUGUAUUCACAUUGCACGAACAAGGUUAUUUAACAAAAUUCUACUGGAGUAUUGUGUCAAUUGACCUGUCAGAUACUCUAUAAUAACAGAAGUAGAAUAUAGAUUUGUUCUAAAUAUUUGUGGAGUCCCUUCACUAAACACAGUAUGUGUAUGUCACACACUGUUUCCCCUAUGCAUUCACACAAAUGUAAAGUAAAAACAAAGAUGGCACUAUAGAACAAUGAAAAGAACUAUUGUACAACAAUUUCCUGGUCAGACAUUUGAUUUCCCAUGUUACUUUACAAUUUUAAUCAUGUCUUGUGUUACAUAAGUUUUGCCAGUUGUAGAUCUAAUAUAAACACCAUCAUUUUGGUCUCUAAAAAAACUUUUUUUAUUUUGGAUACAAAAAGACUUACACCUAAAACCACAAGUCAGAAUUCAAUUUGAAGAUAAAAAUGUUGUGAAGGGGUUUUUGUUGAAGCUUGCCAUGACUUGCCUGGUUAUUCCUGUUGUCUUACCACUUUGGAUAAAGUUCAAAUAACAACUUCA